AUGGAAUGGGCUGGGCCUGUACGUAGAGGCAAACUCGGCGAGACGAGACGGGCCGUUCACCGGGUGGAUGUUCGAAGCCGAGUUGCGAGAGGAACGGGCCUUUCGGACAAGGAUCGAUGUGAUGAAGUUGAGGGUGGCAAGGAUACAUGA
Molecule: messenger RNA, 150 nt
Organism: Fusarium odoratissimum NRRL 54006
Lineage: Eukaryota; Fungi; Ascomycota; Sordariomycetes; Hypocreales; Nectriaceae
Exons: 1
Coding region: 1-150 (49 amino acids)
Source: RefSeq, a predicted model, not a curated record